AUGGAUGAACAAUUAAUUGCAACCAUUAAUAAGUUACAGGAUGCAUUGGCUCCAUUAGGCGGCGGAUCAUCAUCACCAGUCGAUUUACCACAAAUUACAGUUGUUGGAUCGCAAUCUUCUGGUAAAUCUUCUGUAUUAGAGAACAUUGUUGGUAGAGAUUUCUUACCAAGAGGAACUGGUAUUGUUACUAGAAGACCAUUAGUAUUACAGUUAAUUAAUAGAAGACCAACAAAAGAAAAUAAAAAGGAUUUAUUAGAUAUCAAUGCAUCGGAGGAUGGAGGUCAAUCAGAAAAUAAUGUUGAUGAAUGGGGGGAAUUUUUACAUUUACCAGGUAAAAAAUUCUAUAAUUUUGAAGAUAUUAGAAAUGAAAUUGUUCGUGAAACAGAUGCCAAAACCGGUAAAAAUUUAGGUAUUUCACCAGUUCCAAUUAAUUUGAGAAUUUAUUCACCACACGUUUUAACUUUAACAUUAGUUGAUUUACCUGGUUUAACUAAAGUUCCAGUUGGAGAUCAACCAAAAGAUAUUGAAAAACAAAUUAGAGAUAUGAUUAUGAAAUUUAUUUCUAAACCAAAUGCAAUUAUAUUGUCAGUUAAUGCUGCAAAUACUGAUUUAGCAAAUUCUGAUGGUUUAAAAUUAGCAAGAGAAGUAGAUCCUGAAGGUUCAAGAACAAUUGGUGUUUUAACUAAAGUUGAUCUUAUGGAUCAAGGUACUGAUGUCAUUGAUAUUUUAGCAGGUAGAGUUAUUCCAUUAAGAUUUGGCUAUGUUCCGGUUAUUAAUAGAGGUCAAAAAGAUAUAGAAACUAAAAAGACAAUUAGAGAAGCUUUAACUAAUGAAGCUAAUUUUUUCGAAAAUCAUCCAUCUUAUAGAGCAAAAGCACAAUUUUGUGGUACACCAUAUUUAGCUAAAAAAUUAAAUGGUAUAUUAUUACAUCAUAUUAAAAGUACAUUACCUGAUAUUAAAAUGAGGAUUGAACAUUCAUUGAAAAAAUAUCAAAAUGAAUUACAAUUAUUAGGUCCAGAAUUAGCAGAAUCGCCAGCUUCAAUAGCUUUGAAUAUGAUUACAAAUUUCACAAAGGAUUAUACUGGAAUUUUAGAUGGUGAAUCAAAGGAAUUAAGUUCACAAGAAUUGAGUGGUGGUGCUCGUAUAUCAUUUGUAUUUCAUGAAAUUUUCAAAAAUGGUAUAACCGCUUUAGAUCCAUAUGAUCAAAUUAAAGACGCUGAUAUUAGAACAAUUUUACAUAAUACCUCAGGUUCUGCUCCUUCUUUGUUUGUUGGUACAUCUGCUUUUACUGUAUUAGUUAAACAACAAAUUAAAAGGAUGGAAGAACCAUCAAUAAGAUGUAUCAAUUUGAUCUUUGAUGAAUUGGUUCGUAUAUUAUCUCAAAUUAUAGGUCAACCACAAUAUUCAAGGUAUCCAGCAUUAAAAGAACAAUUAUCAAAUUUUUUCAUACAAUAUUUAAGAGAAGCUUUAAUACCAACUAAUAAUUUUGUUGUUGAUAUUAUAAAAUCAGAAGAGACUUAUGUUAAUACUGCUCAUCCAGAUUUAUUAACUGGUACACAAGCGAUGGCAUAUGUUGAAGAAAAAUUUCAUCCAAGACCACAAAUUCAAGUAGAUCCAAAAACUGGUAAACCUUUACCUAAUCAACAACCACAGCAACAACAACAACAAAUACAAUCACCAAAUCAUGCAAAUAUACCUAAAACUGAUGAAAAUAGUAAUGGGUUUUUUGGAGGGUUUUUCUCAUCAAAAAAUAAAAAAAGAUUACAACAAAUGGAAGCUCCACCACCAGUAUUAAGAGCAACAGGUACAAUGACAGAAAGAGAAACUAUGGAAACAGAAGUUAUUAAAUUAUUAAUAUCGUCAUAUUACAAUAUUGUUAAAAGAACAGUUGCUGAUGUUGUACCAAAAGCUAUUAUGUUAAAAUUAAUUAAUAGAUCAAAAGAUGAAAUUCAAAAAGAAUUAUUAGAAAAAAUGUAUAAUAAUCCUGAAUUACCAGAUUUAGUGAAAGAAAAUGAAUUAACAGUACAAAAGAGAAAAGAAUGUAUUAGAAUGGUCGAAGUAUUAAAAAAUGCUAGUGAAAUUGUUUCAUCUGUAUAG
Messenger RNA from Lodderomyces jiufengensis, 2097 nucleotides. RefSeq names its product dynamin-like GTPase (gene VPS1). Gene Ontology annotation, molecular function: GTP binding; microtubule binding; GTPase activity. The transcript has a single exon. NCBI's taxonomy places the organism in Eukaryota, Fungi, Ascomycota, Pichiomycetes, Serinales, Debaryomycetaceae. The coding region runs from base 1 to 2097 and encodes 698 amino acids. The record is from RefSeq and is a predicted model, not a curated record. Gene Ontology annotation, cellular component: peroxisome; cytoplasm; microtubule. Gene Ontology annotation, biological process: peroxisome organization.